GCUUAGACUCUAAGCCUCAGUUUCCUUUAACAAGCCUUUUCAUCCACGCACAACACAGUAACCAACCAUCUAGUCCGUGCCAAAUUCAAGCAAAACAUUUCAAAUAGUAAAAUUCAAACUCUGAAUUUGGAAUUUUAAAAUUUUCAAUCAGUAAGGCCGAUCAAUUACGCACGAUUAUACAAACUCCCAAUAGCUUGCCCGGUCGUCCCCACGUGACUCGGCGCCACGCUGGCCCGUCAUGAUACAACAAACUAGCUAAUAUAGUGGCCAUCCAUCUUCAAGACGCAAUCCUCACGACGCGAUACCACAGCUUCGACACGACAAGGCCGUCAAGAUGUCUUCCACUGCUACCAAAGGGGCCGCAGAUUCCGAUAAGCAGGAGUCGAAAACUGUCCAAUUGCACAUCCAAGCCGUAUCCGCGUUCGACUCGCCGCUGGCAAAGGGCUUCGCGUUGGGCCGCCCCGCGAUCCUGCUCGCAGCCCUAGCUUCGGGCAUGAGCUAUCUUGUUGCAGAUCCUACAUGGGCUCUUUGGGUAUCGCUACCUGCUCUUUCGCUGCUGCAGAUGGGAUAUGUUAUUACGACGCUGCCUGCGGCUGGUUCAGUAGCUGUUACCAAAUCUCGCCCCGGCGAGAAGAAGAAGAAGAAUGCAGACCCAACGAGACCAUUCUUUGUCUCCCUCUUCUCCCUCAUUAUGAGCCUCGUCGCGACCCCGGCCUUCUAUAUCCUCUUUGUGCUCUUUGGCGCCCCUUUCCUCAACAACACAUUGAGCACGCUGCUCUGCGCCAUACACUUGAUCCUACUCGGCUUCUUCCCCGUCUUUUACGUUCGAGGCCUACAUAAGGAGUCGUUCCUGGCAAUUGCUGGCGCCACUGCUCCGCUGGACGAAACGUACGGUGCGCUGCUGGGUGCUGUGCUGGGUGCUUGGCUCGGAGCGAUUCCUAUUCCUCUCGACUGGGACCGCGACUGGCAAAGAUGGCCUAUUACUAUUGUUGUAGGCAUGUAUGCUGGUUCUUGCUUGGGCAGUCUGCUGUGCGGCACCUUGUUGCAUGGCAAACGCCUGGCGUCUCCCUCGACGGAGGACGAGAAGGAGGAGUAGUAGUCGGAUUGGCACAGCAAAAAGACGCAUUAACGAUACCCGGGCACACCGCCUGUAACCAUAAUCACUUGUAAUAUAAUAGACAUUGUUUCACACAAAUUAGUAGCUGUACGUUGUUUUGUAUGAUGACUGAGCAUUACAUUGGGCUGUCCUGUGGUGGGAAGCAGGGAACUAGUUACAGCGCAUAUAAAGACAUGUCGUGCUGUGUGCCAGUCGUUGUUUUGUGCCAAAAGGAUGGUAUAUGUUCGAGACAAUCAUAAUUCUUCAUCUGGGUUUAAUGGCAGUCUGGCCUGUCGCUUACCAGGCGCCGUGACGGGAGCGCCAGAUGAUGGUGGCUGCGCUCGUUCCACGCUGUAGUGCGUCGUACCACGGAACAUGGGUGUCACAGCAGGGGCUGUUCCGUGGCGGAGUGGUGUGCUGAGGGAAUAGCAUUAUAGUCCCCUGAGUAGUAAUGUGGUUUUUUGUAUUGCAUCAUUGUUUUCUUCGUUGAUUUCACUAUCGAUCACUGUUUGACGCACCUGCAUUAACAACGGUCGCAGAAGCAGUCUUGAUCAACACUGUGUCUCCAACAAAGCGACGAUCGCACAACGGGCAGUCUCAACGGUGACGCUGUGGCUACUGCCCAUCGAUUGUCACAUCGCGAUGACCGAAAGAGCCAAGGCAAAGUGUGGCGGUGCGCUGCAGUGUGAUGCAAGACAAGGAUCCAGUUCACCAGUAGUUACGUCCACCAAGGCAGGGAGCCGUUGGUGUGGCGCAUGAGGAGAAAUGCUGGCGUCACCAUCACACUCUACUAAAUCAUGACUGGCCGAGGGGAGGCAUCCCAAGUAGGCGGUGAUCCCGUAACGGCCAAGAAGCAAGAAACAAGAAACAGAAAAAGAAACAGAAUGGGGGUCAACCAUGCGACAACGCAACCUAGAAUUUCUGCAAGGGCUUUUUCUGUUCCCUAUAGCGCAGCGCAGCCACUACAGGCCCUCGCCAAGCGUUGUUAGUUUCGUUUCCACGGACGCCCCCAAUGACGUAGCGCCAUCCAUGGCACAUGGUCAGCCGGGCGCCGAGAUUAACGCUCACUCAACUCGGAGUAGAUCGCGAGCAGCGCUAGGCCUUUCUUAGCGUUGCUUUGCAUUGCCGUGCUUGCUUGCUCUGGCUGUGGCUUUGCACCUCUUUUACUCGCGGGCCAUUGGCCCUACGCGAACCGCCAGCGUUGCACCCAGAGGACGAAUGCCGCAGGUAGCGAAGCCACUUUACCUUUUUCUUGUUGCCGUGCGGCAAAGCCAUGCCAAUGAAAUUCCCCCCCGGCUUUGGCUUUUUUUGCGUAGAAGCGUGGGCGUCGUAGUGUUGGAAUGGGGGGCUCGACGCUAACCACAGCUCAUGUGUUUUGCAUGUACCAUUGGCCAGGCACCCCUCCCCGAGCUACAGUACAGCUUAGUCGAUGGCCAAAACAAAAUCAAUACAACUACAGGCGAAUUUAUUAGAGGCAAAGGUAAACAAUGUGCGCGUAAUUGUUUUCUCGCCUCGCUGAGGCCGGCCAAGUUGUGGCGUAGGCACAAGAUGACG
This is a messenger RNA of [Torrubiella] hemipterigena, 2650 nucleotides long. The record is from the annotation of a GenBank genome assembly. NCBI's taxonomy places the organism in Eukaryota, Fungi, Ascomycota, Sordariomycetes, Hypocreales, Clavicipitaceae.